This is a messenger RNA of Zootoca vivipara (common lizard), 3263 nucleotides long. RefSeq names its product DNA damage inducible transcript 4 like (gene DDIT4L). Gene Ontology annotation, biological process: negative regulation of signal transduction. The record is from RefSeq and is a predicted model, not a curated record. Gene Ontology annotation, cellular component: cytoplasm. NCBI's taxonomy places the organism in Eukaryota, Metazoa, Chordata, Lepidosauria, Squamata, Lacertidae.
UCUGUAUAUAUAAGUCGCUCUCGUAGUAAGAGACAGAGAGAGGAAGGGUGGGUGGUGUGGAACAACGGGUGGAAGUUUGCACUUAUUUAUUACUUUUUGUAUUCCUAGGUGGGUUGUUGUCGUGUUUCUUUCCCUUUUUUACACUUUUUAUAUAAAAGCUGUGAUUUCCAAUGAAAGCUAAAGUUGCUUUUCUAGAAAAUUAAAAUUUCCGUGCACUUGACAUUUUCAGCAGUUAACCCAGAGAGGUAAGCUCGCCUCUUGGUGGCAAGGACAAUUGUUCUUCAGAAUGGUGGCAACCAGCAGCUUCAACAUUAAAAAUUCUGCAUGUAUCUCUGAACUGAUACAGCACCGCUUUCGGCCUGCACCCGUGACUGAUUUUGACUACUGGGAUUAUGUAGUGCCCGAACCCAACUUUAAUGAGAUGGUGUUUGAGGAACAGAAAUGUCAGAGUCUAGUUAGAAUGCUGGAGAGCUGCCUGUCUAAAUCAAAACAGACUAAACUGCGUUGCUCUAAGGUUCUAGUCCCUGAGAAGCUAACCAGGAGGAUAGCCCAAGACGUCUUGCGUCUCUCUUCCACCGAGCCUUGUGGCUUAAGAGGCUGUGUCAUUCACGUCAACUUAGAAACAGGAAAUGUGUGUAAAAAGCUGGACAAGAUUGUCUAUGACCCCACUGUCGUUCCUACUUUUGAACUGACACUGGUGUUCAAACAGGACUGCUGUUCAUGGCCUAGUUUCAGGGAUUUCUUCCCCAGAGCUUGCUUCACUUCCGGCAUCAAACGUACUCUGAUCCUGAGUCCUGGGUUUCGUCUAAUUAAGAAGAAAUUGUAUUCCUUGAUUGAAACAGUUGUGGAAGAAUGCUAACAAAAACAAAAAAAACCCACCUGUUUUUAACAGUUUAAAUAACUGAGCCUGAAACCCUUAGAAAUAUGAUUUUUAUUUUUAUUUUAAGAGGAUUGCGACUUUUGCACAGAUACCCUCUAUUUAGGCUGGCUAAACCUCGGUGCAGCUACUUGGUACUGGGUAAAAUGAGAAGGAACACAGCUACUGAUACUUGAAACAUUCCUUGAUGAGCACCAGAAAGUCCCAAUAGCCAACCUGAUUGCUGCUUAUUGCUAGCCGCUGUACUAAAUGUUCCCUGUUAACAAUUUGGCAUUCUUGACCCCCCCCUUUCCUCCCUCCUUCCUUUUUUUUAAAGAAAAAAAACUAAGUUCUCUAAAUUCAGCUUCUUUAAGAAGAACUAGAGGAAGUUAUCCUUUAUACCCUUCAAAGAACAAAAACAGCCGGCAGUGUGCUUUUGACAUAAAUACAGGAGCUGGGAACUUUUGGGUCUCCGGGUGUUACUGAACUACAAAGGUCACCAUCCCUGGACACUGGCCAUGCUAGCUGGGGCUGAUGGGAGUUGUAGUACAGCAACUACUGUGUUAAUAGGAACCAUGCUUCCAUAUGUUGUUUGUAGCACCAAACACACAGGUAGAAAGUAUUGGAAGGACGUGGAACUAAAGCAGGCAUCCCCAAACUUCGGCCCUCCAGAUGUUUUGGACUAUAGUUCCCAUCAUCCCUGACCACUGGUCCUGUUAGCCAGGGAUCAUGGGAGUUGUAGGCCAAAACAUCUGGAGGGCCGCAGUUUGGGGAUGCCUGAACUAAAGUCUUUGUGAGGAACCUGUUCUUCAGCUGUUCCUGGACUACAACGCCCAUCAUCCCUGAUCAUUGGCCAUGCUGGUUGAAGCUGAUGGAAACUGGAAUCCAAUAACAACUGAUGUGCUACGGAUUCCCCAUCCCGGAACAAAAAGUUAAGGCUUGGGUGGCAAAGCAACAAUAGCUUAAAUUUCAUCCUGCUAGUAAUUUGUGGGGGACUAACAAAAAUUAGCAUAGUUCUGUCCUUACGGGAUCCUCCAGAUGGAAGGGUUUGUGUUAAAAUGGUUCCCCUAAAGUGUUAGUAACAACUGCACUAUAUUUCAAUUGAAACGUGGUGUAUUUUGAAUUCUGUAGAACCCCUGAAGGUGGCUUUUGGCACUAAAUGCUGCAGGUAUUUUUUACUCUGUCUCGUAGAAGAAGUGGUGGUGGUCUCCAUCGAUACACCUGACCUACCUCACAUCUAUUUCUGGAAAAAAGGGGGGGGCUAUUGCUGUAGUACACAGUUGCCUUCCAUUUUUGGUGUGAAAGAACAACUCACACAACCACUUCUUGGGCUUCCCUUCAGUCAUGUCCAAAAUGAUUGCUGGUUUUCAGGUGACCACUUGAUCAUCUAAAAACCACAGCCGGUUGACUUUAUUAUGGUCCCGCAGACGAUUCAUAGUUGACGGGUUCAGAAGGCUGCUUUACCACAGAUUGGGAGGAAGAAGUUCCCAUUCUGAUGUUCACUGUUGAUUCCCUCUUAGAGUUUCUUGGCUUAGCCAAGGGGAAAUCUACAUGGCCAUAGAGGCAAGAGAGGCCAGCUGAAUAUCUUUUAUUAUUUUUUUGCUGACUUGCCACCCAUGUGUACUCCAGACAUGAGCCAUCUAUGAUCCAAAGAGCAGCAUAUAUGUGUGGUUCUUGGUAUCCUCUUCUCCAUAAUACUUUUGUCAAGGAUGUGUCCCUACUUCAGCAGCAGCAGGGAAAUGUUCCUUAUUAAUAUUAAGGCUAUGAAAGGCUUCUUUCCCUUGGAAGUGUUAGGGUGGAGGUCUUUCAUCUUGGUCGUGCCAAACCUUCAGCUUUCGUCUCUUGCCUGGACUUCAGCUAUUACCAUAAGUUGCCCAUUACUGUCCUUUCAGGAACCCAGUAAUCACACUGAGGAUGGAGGGUGUGAGGUUUGCCACUCUUUUAGCCCCCAUUGAAUCAAAUUGGCUGCUUGUGUCAAGCAAAGGUAUUGCACUGAAUGUCUUGAAUGCCUCUUGGCUUUAAACUCCUAUAGCUCACAGCGCUGAGAUUUAAGCACUGUUCAUGCAGAUGGGCCAUGUUAACAUACCAGGAUUCGUGGUUUUCUUUGGGAAAAGCACUUCAUGAGGGACCAGAUCCUACUAUACAUAAACAUUGAGAAACAGGGAUAUUGAGAAAAGACUGUUGUAGUGUGAAUAGUAGGCAGCGUUGUCUAAUGCCAAGGAAUUUUUGUUUCUGCGUCUGGGCUAGUUUAGCAUUUUGCUAAUAUCCAAUAAAAAGGGUGUGAUCUUGGAAGCUUCUACAGGUGACACUCCUGAUUUCCUUCAAAUGCUAUUAUUUGGAGGGGCCAAACUUAUAUGUACAUGGCAUGUAUUUCAGAAAGACUAAUAGACCUGGGCGGGGGAUGGGA